AUGGAACAGGGAAGAAAAAGAGCUCCCAAGCCGCACCACCCGCACCACCCGCAUCAUAUGCCCCCUGGCCAGCCGGCGGGCUACACCGACGAAGCGGCUGCCGAGUGCCACGACCUGAUCGACCGCGCCGAGGAAGACGCUCACCUCCACGAGCCCAGCUCGAUGUACUCAACCACGGAUAAACCGGAGCCCGUGCACCGGGCCACUGCCCCCAGCGCUUCUGGUACUGCUGGCGCCUCUGGUGCCGGUGUCGGUGGUGGCAUUCGCAGUGGUGGUGAUAGUGCCGGCAGUGGUAAAGCCAAAGGCCAGGGUGGACUGGAGGGCGCUGCGGGCGCGGUGGGCGGCACGGCUGCUGCGGCGGGUGAGAAGAUGCAGCAAACGGGUCAGAAUGUGACGGAGGCGUUGGGUGGGAAGAUGGGGGAGGUGAAGAAGAAGAUGGGGUUGGGUGAAUGA
Messenger RNA from Dichotomopilus funicola, 453 nucleotides. RefSeq lists its product as uncharacterized. The coding region runs from base 1 to 453 and encodes 150 amino acids. The record is from RefSeq and is a predicted model, not a curated record. The transcript has 2 exons. Lineage: Eukaryota; Fungi; Ascomycota; Sordariomycetes; Sordariales; Chaetomiaceae.